This is a messenger RNA of Kwoniella shivajii, 642 nucleotides long. RefSeq lists its product as uncharacterized. The record is from RefSeq and is a predicted model, not a curated record. Lineage: Eukaryota; Fungi; Basidiomycota; Tremellomycetes; Tremellales; Cryptococcaceae. The transcript has 4 exons. Bases 1 to 642 code for a protein of 213 amino acids.
AUGUCAGGCGAAAGCGCGACCGGUCUAGCAUUUGUCGAUCAGGUACUUGGCUUGAAAGAUGGACCCCGGCUGUCAAUUUUAGUAAGAAGCACUAAAAAGCUCCCACAAGGUUUCAUCAGUCGACAUGCUGGUAGAAUGAAAAUCGUUGAGGGUAGUCUCACUGAUGAAGUCAAAUUAAACCAAGCUAUGGAAGGGGUAACAACAGUCGUCAGCUUCUUGGUUGCAAAAGGAGCAUGCAUGCCUUUGUAUCACUUCCUCACUCGGUCCAAGCCCACUCCGAUCGCCGACUCCUUUCAUCUUAUCAAGAAAUCAAUGGGAAAGCAUGGUGUGAAGCGGCUUCUAGCAUUAUCUACGCCAGCGCAUGCUCUCCCCAACGAAGAGUACACGUGGACACAAUAUAUCACGACACAAAUUCUUCCACCAGUGGUAGUACCACAAGGUUCCGCCGAAAUGACCGCGAUUGAUGAAAUUUGCGCAGAUGCGGACUUCGACUACACGAUUUUCCGUGUCCCUCAUCUCAAUGAGAGUCCUGCGGAUGCCAGAGUUCAUGCUGGUAAAUAUAGCAAGGACUUUAAAGGUGGUCAGGAGCUCUCACGGGGAAUGGUGGCCAAAUGGGUCUACGGAGAAAUCCAAGAAAAGUGA